UUCACAGUGCAAACAUUAGCAGCACAAGAUUGCAAUAUGAGACUAUCAGUGGUGUUCUUGAUCUUGACGAUCGUGGUGUGUGCCAUGUUCCAGGAAUCCGAAUCCUUCUUGUGUAAAACAAAGACAAGGAAAUGUAAGAAGUGUUGUUGUAAAUCCCGGUGCUGUAAAACAACCACCACCAGCACCACCAGCACCACCACUACCACCACCACCACCACAGCAGCACCUGGAGGUAGAAAAAGACGCGACAUCAUGGACUCAAUUCCAUUUGAAUUCCAAAAUUUAAUCCAGAAUGGAAACUACAACAAAUUUGAAUUGGAAAAUUCAACCAGAUGGAAACUAUAAAAUGUCAAGACUUUAUUAGGAAAUUAUAUAACUACAAUUGUAUUACUCAAUAAGAUAAAUUGUCACUUAGUAUCUAAAUUGUCCACGAAUAUAAAUUAAAGAAAGAUGUAUUAUA
Messenger RNA from Acromyrmex echinatior (Panamanian leafcutter ant), 460 nucleotides. RefSeq lists its product as uncharacterized. The record is from RefSeq and is a predicted model, not a curated record. Lineage: Eukaryota; Metazoa; Arthropoda; Insecta; Hymenoptera; Formicidae.